GCGCCGGCUGGCGUUGCAGUAUCUGAACUGAAAAGCCUUAGAUACUAUCUCGAGCGAAUUCCGAUCGUCGCUCCUCCGCCAUGAGCUCGGCGGCGACGAAGGAUCCGCCGCUCGCAUAUGCGGAAACGGUGGAGGAAAUCACUUCAAUCUACCGAUCGCUACCGCCGAGGCCUUCGAUUGAGGAGGUUGAGGCGGCGGCUUCUGUUCUCCGAACAGUGGAGGCAGAGGAACGGCUCCAGUUGGAGGGGAUCGAGCAGCUUCGUCCGAGGAAAGACGCGCCUCCGGAGCUGUUCGCCGUGCUGAAGGAUGUGAAGAGAGCGAUGGUCGCUUUCCGCAGCCACGAGCAGCGGAAGGAGGCGGCUCAAUUGGUUGAGCUGGACAGGAAUUUUCAAGUGUUUGAUGGAUUAAUCCGAAAGGCUUCGGCGAUUGUGUCUGGUGAUCCUGUUGUAGAGGAAACGCCUAAUUUGAGCGGCGGCGGCGGCAGCGGUGUUGGUAGUGGAAAUGAAAGGAUGGCUGUGAUAUACGAGGAGGAGAGUGAAGAGAAUCCUGAUACAGAAGAUGCUGAUCAUGUUGGUGAAUCGAAGCCUCUUACGUCCAUAAUUACGUCUUCGAAGGCAAUUUCUGCAUUCUCAGGGGAAGGAGAAGUCGAAAAAUUGAACCUCAUGAAAGUGGCGGGAGUAAUCGAAGCUUCGGCCAAAACCGGCGCAAGUGUUUUGGAUCUUCGCGGCAAACUGAGGGAAGAUAUAGAGUGGCUUCCAUUGUCUCUAGGAAAGCUAUACACUGUAUCUGAAUUAUAUCUAUCGGAAAAUCGAAUCAUGGCUCUCCCGAAUUCCAUUACCACCCUCAAUAACUUGAUGAAGCUCGAAGUCCGCGCUAACCAGCUGAUAAAUCUUCCAGAGUCAUUCGGUGAGCUGCAGAAUUUAACCGACCUUGAUCUUGCAGCGAACCGGUUGAAGUCGCUGCCAGAAUCAUUCGGCAGCUUGAAAAAUCUGAUGAAUCUUGAUUUAAGUUCCAACGGGUUCUCAAGCUUACCUGCUGUAAUCGGGAACCUGUGUUCUCUACAGAAACUGAACUUGGAAACGAAUGAUCUCGAAGAACUUCCUUACAUGAUUGGAUCAUGCUCGUUGCUUGUGGAGCUGAGAUUGGAUUUCAAUCAGCUCAAAGCUCUUCCGGAAGCAGUAGGAAAGCUUGAACACUUGGAGAUUCUUACUCUGCACUAUAAUCGAGUACGACGAUUGCCCUCAACAAUAGGCAAUCUCUCUCGUUUAAGAGAGCUCGAUGUUAGCUUCAACGAGCUCGAGAGCAUACCCGAAGCUCUUGGAUUUGUGGGAAGCCUCAGAAAACUGAAUGUCGGGAAGAAUUUCGCAGACCUCCAAUUAUUGCCACGGUCGCUUGGAAACCUGGAGAUGCUCGAAGAGCUUGACAUAAGUGACAAUCAAAUAACUGCUUUGCCAGACUCGUUUAGGUUCCUAUCGAGCCUAAAGAUCUUUCGAGCUGAUCAAACGCCCUUGGAGGCGCCACCAAAGGAUAUUAUAAAGUUGGGUGCGCAGGAUGUUGUACAAUACAUGGCUGAUUUUGUUGCUCGGAGGAAUGUGAUGCCGAGGCAGACAAAGGCAAAGAAGAAAAAGGGGUUAUGUUCUUACAUAUGCCCCCUGUUAUGCUUUGGCAUCGGGAAGGCGUAAAUUUCCUCAGGUAAGAAUUCGAAAGCAAUAAAUAUUGUAUCUAUAUACUCUCGCAUGUUUUAAAUUCGUCGGAAGGUAUGUGUUUUAUAUGAAAUUGAUGCAGAUUGAGUUCAUGUCUGUGUAGAAAGUGUCCAAAGUUCUGCAUCGGUGAUUUAUUUACGCACGAUUACGACUGUGAAUAAUCGAUCGUUUUCGAAUAUGUAUAAAUUUGUGCAGUAAGAUUUCAUGUUGUUUGGUGUGAAAGAUGUAUUGCUGAGGCAAUAUUUGACAUUGCA
Messenger RNA from Andrographis paniculata, 1957 nucleotides. Its product is annotated as plant intracellular Ras-group-related LRR protein 5-like. The coding region runs from base 81 to 1682 and encodes 533 amino acids. Gene Ontology annotation, molecular function: protein binding. NCBI's taxonomy places the organism in Eukaryota, Viridiplantae, Streptophyta, Magnoliopsida, Lamiales, Acanthaceae. The record is from RefSeq and is a predicted model, not a curated record. The transcript has 3 exons.